GGACUUAUGGCUUUCAUAAAGAUUAGGUGUACCACUAAUAACAGAUAAAUAGCACUCACAACGAGAACAGCACAAACAGGAUAAUAACUCACUGCUACGAGGCACAUUUCACAGUAAAUCACAGACUACAAUACUAAACACCGAUUUAUUCAAACGGAAGAAGAUGAAGGCGCUGGCAUUGCUCUCACUGAGCCUCGCAGUGGCUCUGGGAAGGCCACCAUUUGAUUCACGAGUUGCACCGAACCCUGUGCUGACUGGAGACAACCAGAGCCCUCUGCUGGGAGACUGGGUUCCUGUGCAGGGUCAUGUGGUGCUGGAGGACCCUGCACCACAAGUCCGGCCUCGCUUUGAGGAGCAACAGGUAAAACCAGCUCCAGUAAAUCUGAAUCCAGAGGUUAAGGCUGAAGUAAAAGUUGACGUGAAGCCAGAUGUUGAGAUGGAGCCAGAGCUCAGCAAUAACCCAGACUUUAAGGUGGAGCCAGAGGUUAAGGUGGAGCCAGAUGUUCAAGAGGCAGAAUCAGAAGAGAGGCACAUUGAUAUGGAGGACAAAUCUGAAAUGGCGGGUGAACCAAUCAUGCAGCAGGAGCCACUGGAUGAAGACAAUGUGUCUGAAGCAAAUCAGAAUCAAGAUCCUGUCAAUCAACGUCUCUCAGAGGAGGAAGAGGGGCUUAAAAGAGAGAAGACCUACGUUUUAGAUGGAGAACCAACAAUGGAACUGGAAAACCAACAAGUUGAGGAUGUGCCAGAGCUCAGCGAUAACCCAGACUUUAAGGUGGAGUCAGAGGUUAAAGUGGAGCCAGAUGUUCAAGAGGCAGAAACAGAAGAGAGGCACAUUGAUAUGGAGGACAAAUCUGAAAUGGCGGGCAAACCAAUCAUGGAGAUGGAGCCACUGGAUGACGACGACAUGUCUGAAGAAGAACUGAGCAACACAGAAAAGUCUUUAAGGGCAGCAUUUCAGCAUCAAGAUCCUGUCAAUCAAUAUCUCUCAGAGGAGGAGGGGGGGCUUAUGAGAGAGAGGACCUACGUUUUAGAUGGAGAACCAAUCAUGGAGCUGGAAAACCAACCAGUUGAGGAUGUGCCAGAGCUCAGCGAUAACCCAGACUUUAAGGUGGAAUCAGAGGUUCAAGAGACUGAAGCAAAAUUGAGGGACAUUGACAUGGAAAGAAGAUAUGAAAUUGUUGGCGAGCCAAUCAUGGAGCUGGACCCACUGGAGGACGAUGACAUUUCUAAAGAGGAACUGAGAGAAAUGGAGCUUUUAGAAGUGGAAACGUCUUUGAGGACGGCAUAUCAGAAUCAAAAUCCUGUCAAUCAACGUCACUCAGAGGAGGAAGAAGGGCUUAUAAGAGAGAAUACCUACGUUUGGGACGGAGAACCAAUUUUGGAGCUGGAGACACUGGAGGUUAAAGUGCAAGAGAACUUUGAGGAAGGGGGUGAAGAAGGGUGGGAGAAUGACAUUGAGCGUAAAUAUGAAAUAGUAGGCGGGCCAAUCAUGGAGCUGGAGCCAUUGGAUGAUGACAACAUGCAUGGAGAGAAACUGAGCAGCAGGUCAGAAGUUAACACAGAGAGAAAAUAUGAAAUAGUGGGCGGGCCAAUCAUGGAGUUGGAGCCAUUGGAUGAUGACAACAUGCAUGGAGAGAAACUGAGCAGCAGGUCAGAAGUUAACACAGAGAGAAAAUAUGAAAUAGUGGGCGGGCCAAUCAUGGAGUUGGAGCCACUAGAGGAUGACAACGAAGCUCAAAAGGAGUUUCCGGUGCAAAUGAACCUUGAGGAAGAGACUAAAUCAAACCAGGAGACUGAAGAGAAGCACAUUGACAUGGAGGCAAGAUAUGAAAUGGUGGGCGAGCCAAUCAUGGAGCUGGAGGCAUUGGAUGAUGACAACAUGCAUGGAGAGAAACUGAGCAGCAGGUCAGAAGUUAACACAGAGAGAAAAUAUGAAAUGGUGGGCGAGCCAAUCAUGGAGUUAGAGCCACUGGAGAACAAAGACACGGAGCAGACAGAAGAGGAAGGAGGGCCAGCAUUGGACAUCUUUGGGCAGCCGAUGAAAACUUCAGAGGAGUAUUUCCCAAAUGAAGAUGCUAGGAUGGGCUCUCCCAUGGUGGAUGGGUCCGACUAUUUGAUGAUGGAUGAAACAGCGAGCGAGUUUGUCCAAACAGACCAGAUGUCCCAAAUGGCAGCAGACAGUCCUGUGAUUAAUCAUGUAAGAGAGCCAAGGGCAUUUAGGAGGCAGGCUGUAAACAAUCCUGAAGAAAGAAGAUCACCAAAACACAACAUGCAAGGGCAGAGCUGUUCCCCUGGUGUGAUGAUCGAGGGGAAGUGUCACCAGUUCUUCAAAGAGCCAAAGAAGGCUGCAGAUGCUGAGUUCUUCUGCCAGGAUCAUUUCUCUGGAGGUCACCUGGCCUCCAUCCCCAGCCCUCACGUCCACAGAGAGGUGAUGAACCUGAUCCGGCAGAACGGAGGUCUGACUCGCACCUGGGUCGGAGGGCUGAGAUAUUUGGAGACCGGUCGCUUCAUCUGGUUGGACGGCUCUCACUGGGGCUUUGCUGAUUGGCUGUCAGGGGAGCCCAACAACACGUCAGAUUUGGAGGACUGCGUGGAAUUGCUGCCACAGGGAAAUGGAAAGUUCAAUGACUUCACCUGCUGGGAACCUCAGGCUUUCAUCUGCUCCUAUUAAUGGAUAUACAGACACACCUCAUAUCUUAUCUAGUCCUUGGGCUGAUAUGAUGAAGAGUUUGCUACCUUUUCCUUGAGUUUAAAAUCAUAUCUUGGGAAUACAAUGGACUGAAUGAAAGAACCAUGAUAUCAAUUAUUGAAUAAAACUGGAAAAUCAGGACUUGUGAGCAUGUUGUAUAUUAUAUUCAAUAUUUGUUUUUUGAUAACAAGCUAUAUCCUGUAAAUAAAACACCAUAAUGUGU
Trematomus bernacchii (emerald rockcod) is the source of this 2912-nucleotide messenger RNA. RefSeq lists its product as uncharacterized. Bases 164 to 2671 code for a protein of 835 amino acids. NCBI's taxonomy places the organism in Eukaryota, Metazoa, Chordata, Actinopteri, Perciformes, Nototheniidae. The record is from RefSeq and is a predicted model, not a curated record. The transcript is spliced from 6 exons.